GUCUACAACGCCGACCAAUACGUCAUCUGCCGCGUGCGUAUAGGACCCAUGGAACAGAGUUUGAUAGGGGAAUGGACGUUGGUUCAGCAAAACACUGACGGCACGAAGCGUCGACAGAAUGCAGUUUUUCAAUGGGCUAAUCCUUCUAACCCAGAUGAAGAGUCCUGGUUUGUGAUCAACGAUGUUCCAAGGCAAAUUUUUGCAGCCACUGGAUCUAAUACAGAAAUAUUCAUAGGCAGAAACGAAGGUUUCUUUGAGUUUUGCUACAUCACCACACCUACCGGAUUACACUUGCCUGUGUACGGAAGGAACUAUCCAGGAAUACAGCAUGUGUUGUCCAAUAGAGUAUCAUCAUGCGUUGUUGAACUAGGCCCCUUGAAUGCUGAAAUGUGGGGUGAUUGGACUUUACACGCAAGACACGAUUUUAAUGGGAGACCCAUCGAAUUAGCGCAAGUUUUUCAUGUCACCCAGGACACCGGCGUCAGAACAUUGCCCCGUAUUCGACAAUGGACGAGCAUAGGAGCCACAGUCGAUAUAAACUUGAACCAAACUGGAGUGGCAUCCACUUGCCGACUCCAGGCACCAAGUGGAAUCGAAUAUGCCAUAACGCCUGGGGCGACACCUUUAGCAGGCGUUACCGUACACGGAAGUUCUAGCUACGUAUCCUGUCGAGUCACCAUCGGACCGAUGGCUGAGAACUUGUUAGGCCAAUGGGUACUAGCUGAGCAAAGCACCGGGUUACAGCGUAGGCAACCUGUCAUCAUUCAAUGGGCCCAUCCAGCGCAUUCCGACAGGGAUGCAAGACAACUGAUAAUUGCCCCCGAGUUAACACUACCCACCGACCUUGAAGGUACAGUAGAAGCGGGCGUCAGUCGAGAAAUGGGUACUUUUGAAGGUUGUUUCCUCACUAUCCCAGACGGCACCGUGAUCCCGAUAAUGUACAACACCUUCUACCCUGGAAUAAAGCUUGGCCAACCUUCUAGAAUUAUGAGUUGUACUGUUGAGAUCGGACCUGUGACUGCUAAGUAACAUGGUUGGCCGAUACACGUUGUCUGGAAUGGGUAACCAUGUCGGAUUUAGAACGGAGACACAGCAGAGUUUUACAAUCAUCGAAGAUGAUGGAAUUACGAACCUGCCACCACUUGAAAUACAGACACACCGAGGAGACAAUGUAGAUAUUAAUCUAGAACAAACUGGCAGUAUCGGUAUUGGUACUUGCAUGCUAAGGAACCCAGCUGGACAGAUCUUUGUGCUAGACUCCUCAUUCAACAGCCCUGGAAUUACAGUGCAUAGAAGCAGCAAGUUUGUGGCCUGCAGAGUAACCAUCGGGCCGAUGAGUGAAAACCUGUUGGGUGAUUGGACUGUGAUGCACCAAGUUACUGGACAAAGAGAGAGACGUGUUCAUGCUAGUGUGUUCUGGGCAAAUCCAAUGGACCCAUCAUGGUCGUAUCAGAUUGUAACAGCACCAGAACAAAAUGUAAUAGGUGCAUUCGGUGACACCAUCAAGUCACCGUACCUUGGCAUCCAGGUAUGCCAAUAGGCUGCGCCAUCAUAGCUCCUGAUGGAACUGUUAUGCCUCACUCCGAAGGCCACACCUACCCUGGAGUCGGCUGGUCUAGGGCCAACAGUGUCGCUUCUUGUACCGCUCGUCUCGGCCCACUGGAUGAUAGUAUGCUUGGCAGAUGGACUUUAGCGGCAAGGUUCGAUGAUGAUGGAUCACUUUUGGAGUCACAACAAUCUAUCACAUUAGGACGUAACACCGGAAAUGAACUGGAGCUACCACCUCUCGAGUAUUUGACUAAUGUCGGUGCGUUAGUCGACCUAAGUCUUAAUAAUAUGAACAGUCCAGUUCAAAGUUGCGCUCUGUUGACGCCCGAUGGAAAAUAUCACGAGCUUACUGCAGACUCAAAUAUAAACGGAGUUACAGUUCACGGACCGAAUAAGUUUGUGUCGUGCAGGGUAACCAUUGGCCCCAUGACUGAACAAAUGUUAGGCACAUGGACGCUUGUCGAGAAUGGUGCUGAUGGUAGACACAGAAGGCAAGCUGCUUUGUUUUCAUGGGCAAAUGGCACGCAUAUUCACCUUCCUAUCCACGAAUUGUCGUACUUUGGAGGUUUUGUGGACUUAAACUUGAACCAAACUGGGGUAGCUGGAGGUUGCAGCUUGACUACCCCUGACGGCCAAGAGCACAUCUUAGGCACUACAUCCAGUAUACCAGGAGUUGCUAUCCAUCCAGCGAGUAAAUUCGUCGCGUGUAGAGUUGUUAUUGGACCAAUGACCGAAUCUCUUUUGGGCGAUUGGGUUAUUUCGCAUUUGGGAUCGGAUAAUACUGAAAGGCAUCAACCUAUGACAAUUUCUUGGGAAAACCCAGCGGACCCUUCAGCGCAACGGCAAGUAACAACACAAGCGCAACAAUCAUAUAGCGUUCGUCCCAGCACUAUCAUCUCAACUUCUAUCCCGCGUGAAGAUGGCCUGUUCGAGGGUUGUUUCCUUACCACCCCGGAUGGCACGGUCCUGCCCGUUCUGGAGUCCAACGCCUAUCCUGGAACUAUCUGGGCCGGCGCCAACAGAAUCACUGCCUGUUUCGUCCAAAUAGGACCUGUUGAUCCUGAAGAGGAAGGGACUUGGGUUCUCGUCGCCAAAACAAACAAUUAUGGAGUCCGCACGGAAUUAAGGAUACCAAUCCAAAUAUCAUUUAUACAUGAUCAAAACCUUCUCACGGAUAAUCUCCCAAGACGAGAAAUCUUUACUCACACGGGAGGAUUCGUUGACAUUGCUCUCAACGAAACUGGGAGCGCGGCUGGCUCCUGCAGCCUGAGGAAUCCCGCAGGACGAACCUUCCUCCUCCAGAACGCUGUGAUGGUAUCGGGAGUGGAAGUGCGAGGAAACAAUACAUUUGUGUCGUGCACUGUAAGAAUAGGACCGAUGUCCCAACAGCUUCUUGGCACGUGGACUCUUAUCCAACAGGACUCCUUGACGACGGAAAGAUUACAACCGGUUCAAAUAUCUUGGGCUCAUUCAGCAAGCCCAAAUGAUCCGCCGACGUUAAUAAGACGGGCUGUAGACGAAAUCGUUGUGGAAGAAAACGAUGUUUUCACCUUAGCAGCGCCUAGAAAUUACAACGACAGCUUUUCUGAGGGCUGCUAUAUCAUUACUCCUGACUUCACAACUCUGCCAAUCUUUGGCGACAACAGAUACCCUGGCAAUCAAAACGCUGGUGCUAACCGACACACCACAUGUUUUGUAGAUAUUGGUCCUAUUACUGCUGAAAUGGCUGGACCUUGGAUACUCUUUUCGGUCGUCAAUAGAGCAGGGGAGAGAAUAAUUUCAGAAAACCCUGCCCAUAUAAGUAUUAGCGACGGAGUCAUAAGAUUGCCAACUCUUCAACACGUCGCACAUGAGGGCCACUUUAUCGACCUGGCUUUGAAUCAAACAGGCCAGACAGGGAACUGUCUCCUCAGAGUACCAUCUGGCCAUGAGUACACCCUGGUCACGGCGGGCAGUCUGGAAGGCAUCACAGCACAUGAACAAAAUAAAUUCGUGUCCUGUCGAGUGGUGAUAGGACCAAUUACUGAAACUCUUAUCGGUGAUUGGGUCUUGAUACAGCAGUUCAAUGAUCCUCAUUUGAGAGAACAGCCAGCUACGAUUUCUUGGGCCAAUCCUGAUGAUCCAAAGGCGGAAGUGUGGGACAUCAGGACAGAACCCGAUAGAGAUAUUUACGCAGACUACGGAGCUUCCGUCGAGAUCUCCAUCCCAAGACAGAAUCUUAACUAUCUCUUCGAAGGUUGCUUCAUCACGACGCCUGACGGAACUACCCUUCCUAUUUUCUCAACUCAUGCGUACCCCGGAAUCUCGCACUUGGGAGUGAAUCAAGUGACGGCUUGUUUCGUGGAGCUGGGGCCUAUCGACAGCGAUAUGGCUGGAACCUGGAUGUUGGCAGCCAGGUUCAAUGACAACGGAGUUCGCCACGAAGACCGCCAGCCGUUCAUCCUCGCUAUUGGGCGUGAGUAUCAUUCGUUGGAUUAUCUUGUGCAACUUCGUAUGAACUCCCAAGGAGUACCUAACCUAAGAGCUCCUCCAGCCACCUUCAACGCGACAGCGCUCAUCGUCAGCCUGACAGUGAUCUUCGGUCUCAUCCUCAUCGUGGUGGGAGUCCUCAGCUACAAGACAGCGAGGAACUGGAGCUCGAACAGGUGGAACCAGUCCAGGUCCUGGAGUACGCAGAGGUGGAACAGGCUAAGGUCGAGCAUGCGCAGUGUGUCUAGUCGGAGGAAUAUCGUUGAUCAUGAGUUGGGGUCGAGGAGCUAGUAUUAGGGAAUAUUCCUUGGGAAAUUUUCCUGGGAAAAAUACACCACUCUGAAUGUCUAAUGAUGAACAUAUUUUCGUUAUACAUUUGUACCCAUUUUACUUCUCGAUUUUAUAAUUAAUUUGCUACUGUAUCAUAACAACUGUUUUUAUUUUAAAUUGGUAAUAUUUUAGAUAUUUUGUGUGUUGGGCACUCAUAGGAGGUUUCCUAAAGGAUGACAAUAAAAUAAUAAAAUUAAUAUGUAUUCAUUAGCGGGCUACAUUAAAACUUAAAAGACGAGUACUGUGAUAUACUGACAACCGUAAUAUAAGUAAUUAUUUUAUAUAGGUAGGGUAGGUAGGUAUAUUUUGUAUAGGUAGGAUUAUAUUGUAUAAUUUUAUGUAUUGAAUUAUAUUUU
Messenger RNA from Leguminivora glycinivorella, 4703 nucleotides. RefSeq lists its product as uncharacterized. NCBI's taxonomy places the organism in Eukaryota, Metazoa, Arthropoda, Insecta, Lepidoptera, Tortricidae. Bases 1531 to 4308 code for a protein of 925 amino acids. The record is from RefSeq and is a predicted model, not a curated record. The transcript has 15 exons.